Molecule: messenger RNA, 3051 nt
Organism: Ficedula albicollis (Collared flycatcher)
Lineage: Eukaryota; Metazoa; Chordata; Aves; Passeriformes; Muscicapidae
Gene: POLL
Product: polymerase (DNA) lambda
Exons: 8
Coding region: 987-2723 (578 amino acids)
Biological process (GO): double-strand break repair via nonhomologous end joining
Cellular component (GO): nucleus
Molecular function (GO): DNA-directed DNA polymerase activity; DNA binding
Source: RefSeq, a predicted model, not a curated record
GUCUUUUGUCAAAACGUCCUGAAAACUGAAACAUUUCAGCGAAGGUGAGUUUUAAAGAUGUAGCAGGGUUUCUGCUCCCGUGGAGCUGAUCCUUGCAGAAGCAAGGGCUUGAGUCGAGCUUUGGGUUUGUCUUCAGAGGGUUUUGUUUAGUGCUCAGAUGAGAAGGUGGCCAUAGCAGGAAGCCAUGGCCAGAUGGGACCAUUUUCAGCUUUUUCAGGUUUGGUAGGAUUGGUUUGUGCUGGGCUGUGUACGAGAACUCUAAGAGAAACACAGAGUGCUGCACUGAGAGGAAACCAGGCUGGUGUUUACUCAGCACUGCAGCCACAUGGACUGGGAUAUACAUAUAGAUUCAGGGCUUGUUUGGACUCCAGAAAACUGAGCUUCCCUGAAUCCUGGUAAUUGAAGCUCCAAAGUUUGCAUUUGCAACGCUUGUCAUGGUAAAGCUACAGUUAUACCCACAUUGAACUUGGCUAGUUAAUCUUUAAUAAUUCACUAUUUCCAGAUGAAGCGAAGUUGGGAGUUUUCCUCUUGUGACUGUGUGAAACACUUGGUGUCCAUCAGUGUUUUAUCUCAUAGGUGCCUGGAUUUCAGCCCUGGCAGGAGAAUUGUUUCCCUCUUGGGACUGUGCUUAAGAAAUACCUGAGAAAUAAAGUUGCUUCUUUAGACUGAGUAGAUUGAAGCUCUAAAAUGUUGAAGUUUAGAAUGCUUUCCAUUGUAAGAACUCAGCUGUAGAGAUUUCGAAGACAUUCAGACAGGGUUGACUUAAGUGACUUUCUGACUUUGGUUUUUCUGACCUUGUGGGCUGCAAUUCUUGAUUCCGGUUGCCUCCCUCAGGCUGAGCAUUUUUGGAAGGCAACAGCAAAAAACUUUAGAACAACAAAGACAAUGAGCAGCAUGACUGAAUCUUGAGUUAGGAUUAGGUAACAUCUAAGCAACCUUGGUCUUAUCUAUAUUUAGCAAUUUCUGCUAACCUUCCCACCAGGCCUAUGGAGCCACGAGGGAUUGUCAAAGCCUUUCCCAAGAGGAAGAAGGUGAGGGAUGACUCGGGGAAAAGCAUCCCUCCAAAGAUCCCAAAAGAGGAAGGAACAGACAUACCUGAGGAGUGGCUGAAACCUGUCAUCGCCUACGUGCUGCAAGCUGGCCUUGGCCAGGCCAGGGCGGAGAUCUUCCACAGGCAGAUUGUCCUGCACGGGGGGGCCGUGCACAGCCAGCUCUCCUCGGAGGUGACCCACGUCAUCGUGGCUGAGGACAUGGACUGCGAUCGCGCCCUCCGGCUCCUCAGAGUGACCAGGCUGCGCCCGGGGCUGCAGCUGGUGAAGGCAUCCUGGCUCAGUGCUUGCCUGAGAGACCAGAAGCUGCUGAGUACUGCUGGCUAUGGUGUCUUUGUCCCUCACAGGUACCUGGAGGAGGAAGAAUUCCAGAAAGAACAGCAACAGAUCCUGGACAGAGAAAAAAUCCAGCCCCCAGCAGAGGAGGGAGCAGUGAAACCGAAUACUGAAUUGCAGGGGGAGGAUUCCUCACAGCAAGGCUUGGGCACCCUUGGACAGCAGCAACUGGCUGAGAAAUACUCUGAUGAUGAAGACAGUGAGGGAGAAGAUGCUGGUGUCAGCCAGGGAGACCUGGAAGCAUUGAUUACUGGCCGCUACCCUGUGAAAUCAUCAGAGGAGAUCAGUGACAGCUCUUGCACAGUGGCCCAGCCUCCCAGCAAGUGGGUUUGUGCUCUGUCUUCCAACACCAAGAAGGAAAAUCACAAUCAAUGCAUCACAGAGAAACUGGAAGUGCUGGCAAAGGCUUACUCUGUCCAGGGGGACAAGUGGAGAGCUCUGGGCUACUACAAAGCAAUCAAUGCACUCAAGAGCUACCAUAAACCAGUCACAUCCUACCAGGAAGCCUGUAAAAUCCCUGGGAUUGGGAAGCGGAUGGCAGAGAAGAUCCUGGAGAUCUUGGAGAGUGGCCACCUGCGCAAGCUGGAUCACAUCAGUGAGAGUGUGCCUGUGCUGGAGUUAUUUUCCAAUAUCUGGGGAGCAGGAGUCAAGACAGCUCAGAUGUGGUACCAGCAGGGUUUCCGGACGCUGGAUGACAUCCGCAGCAAGGCCACCCUGAGCAGCCAGCAGGCUGUGGGGCUGAAGCACUACACCGAUUUCCUGGAGCGCAUGCCUCGGGAGGAAGCUGCAGAAAUAGAGCAGACUGUCAGACAAGCUGCCCUGGCCCUGAAGCCUGGUUUGGUGUGUGUUGCCUGUGGCUCCUACCGUCGGGGGAAGGCCACCUGUGGAGAUGUGGAUGUGCUGGUCACUCACCCUGAUGGGCAGUCUCACCGUGGGGUGUUCAGCAAGCUGCUCGACAGCCUCCGCAGGAGCGGCUUCCUCACAGAUGACCUGGUGAGUCAGGAGGACAACGGUGAUCAGCAGAAGUACCUGGGCGUGUGCCGCCUGCCCGGGCCGGCGCGGCGUCACCGCCGGCUCGACAUCAUUGUGGUGCCGUACCGGGAGUUCGCCUGCGCCCUGCUCUACUUCACGGGCUCGGCGCACUUCAACCGCUCCAUGCGCGCCCUGGCCAAGGCCAAGGGCAUGAGCCUGUCGGAGCACGCGCUCAGCUCGGCCGUGCUGCGCGGCCCUGGCGGCGCCAAGGUCUCAGCUGGCCGCGCCCUGCCCACUCCCACCGAGAGAGAUGUCUUCCUGCAGCUGGGGCUGCCCUACCGGGAGCCCUCCGAGCGGGACUGGUGAUGCAUGGUGGUCGCCCUGGGCUUGCUGCCCUGCUGCUGCUUUGAAGGAUCUGAUUUCUGCGGUGCCUGCAGGCUGAGGAACAUAUCCCAGCAAACUGGCGCUCCCCUGCAAGCGUGAGGCCCGGCUGCUGGGCACAGCUCUGUGGCUUCCUCAGCAAAGGCUGUGGGCUGGAACCACACUGGAAGUGCUGUCUUGGUGUGGCUACCAAAAGGGCUCACUGCCCAUCGGCUACCCUGGUCCUCUCUCCCCAGCAGUGGAAGAUUGGGCUGCAGUCUUCUGAUCCAGUCUCUGACAGUGCUUGGGAACGAGGGAAGUGGGAGGCAUCUUC